Uncinocarpus reesii 1704 is the source of this 351-nucleotide messenger RNA. RefSeq names its product 40S ribosomal protein S20. Gene Ontology annotation, biological process: translation. The record is from RefSeq and is a predicted model, not a curated record. The coding region runs from base 1 to 351 and encodes 116 amino acids. The transcript is spliced from 3 exons. NCBI's taxonomy places the organism in Eukaryota, Fungi, Ascomycota, Eurotiomycetes, Onygenales, Onygenaceae. Gene Ontology annotation, cellular component: ribosome; cytosolic small ribosomal subunit. Gene Ontology annotation, molecular function: RNA binding; structural constituent of ribosome.
AUGUCUUUCCAAAAGCCCGAGAAGGAUUUCGGCGAAGGCCCAAAAAUCCACAAGAUCCGUAUCACCCUCACCUCCCGCAAGGUCGCUUCGCUGGAAAAGGUCUGCCAGGAGCUCAUUGAGCGUGCCCGCUCAAAGUCCCUUGAGGUCAAGGGCCCCGUCAGACUCCCUACGAAGACCCUGACGAUCUCCACCCGCAAGACCCCUUGCGGUGAGGGUUCCAAGACUUGGGAUAGAUUUGAAAUGCGCAUUCACAAGCGUUUGAUUGAUCUGAACGCUCCAACCGAGACCGUGAAACAGAUCAUUAUCAACAUUGAGGCUGGUGUUGAGGUUGAGGUGACCAUUGCUGCAUAA